AAAAAAUACAAUCACACCAUGGCAUUAUAUUUAUGAAAAAAAAUGUGUAAGAGAAUAAUUCGACCAACCGUAUUUCAUAUAAUGCCAAAGGCUAUCAUUGUUGUUGAUGAUGAUGAAUCAAAAUCAACAUCAACAUCAACAUUAACAUCAUCGAUCAUAUCAAAAUUCAUUGGCCAUAAUGUGAUAAUGUUAUUGAAUGAAAUGGUUAGCCAAUUUAUAUUGGUGAAUUUAUAUUCAUCAUCAACAGGAAAAAUACUGCCAUCAAUGCCAUCAUUACGACAAAUCAUUCAUCAACUGGCCUCUGGCCAUUACCGUCAUUAUAAUCAUAAUCAACUGAAUAUAUUUUCUACAAUUCAUUAUCAUAUUAUUUUGCCAUUUUUGCUUUAUAUUUUAUUAUUGAUCCAAAUUCAGAUUCCAUCUACCGAACCGAUGUGGAUUAUUGAUAAUACCAGCUAUAAUGCUAUAAUCAAUGGUGAGAUAGCAUUGCCUUGUAAUAUAACAUCACCAUCAUUUGAUGAUGGUGUAUCAUUGGUACUUUGGUAUCGUGAUGAUAUUGCUACACCAAUUUAUACGGUCGAUGCAAGACAAUCAUCAUCAUUGGAACGUGCACAACAUUUUCUACAUACAGAUAUAUUUGAUCAACGUGCAACAUUUAAUAUUAGCUAUCCAUUAGCAUUUUUAUUGAUCAAACAUGUACGACCAAAUGAUGGUGGUGAUUACCGGUGUCGUGUAGAUUUUCGUCGUGCUCGUACUGUGAAUCGUAUACUUAAAUUAACCGUUAUCGUUCCGACAAGCUCUGUUAUUAUUUAUGAUCAAAAUUUUACCAUCAUCGAUAAGAUUGCCGGCCCAUUUGAAGAGGAUUCCACACAAAGCCUUAUCUGUGACUCAAGUGAAGGAAAUCCUUUACCGGUAGUACAUUGGUGGCGUGGUUCGAAUCUAAUCGAUAGUGAAUAUUAUAUCAUCAAUAAUAGUAUAUCAAGAAAUGUGCUUACAUUAAAUAAUUUAAGCCGUGAUGAUCUACAAUUAUCUCUUACAUGUCAAGCAUAUAAUACAAAUCUAACUGUGCCUAUUGUCAAGACAAUCACAUUGGAUCUUUAUUUAAAACCAAAAGAAAUACGAAUAAUUACACCUAUGAAUAAUAUAACGACAACGACAACGACGACGACAACAGCAACACCCAUUGAAUUAGCAUGUCAAUGUUCAGGAUCAAGACCAGCGGCUAAAAUUAAAUGGAAAAAACAUCAUCAUCAUCAUCAACAUAAAAAUGGAAACGAUGAUGAUGAACAACAAGAAUGGUUGGAUGCCUAUACACAGAUUAUAUCCAAUGAUGGCCUAACAACAACUAGUUUUCUUUCAUUUGUGCCUUCAAUCGAUGAUAAUGGUAAAAAUAUUACCUGUAUCGGUUAUAAUCCUCAAAUAUCACAAUCGAAAUAUUCGAUCGAAAAUUCUUGGCUAAUCAAUAUAACAUAUGCUCCGAUUCUUUCACUAAUCAUGGGUUCAGAUUCGCAAUCACAGGAUAUUGUCGAAGGAAGCAACGUUUAUUUUGAAUGUGAUAUAAAGGCCAAUCCAUAUGUCACCACAUUUGGAUGGAAACUUAAUGGACAAAUACUUGAUAUGCUCAAUAUUAGCACAUGGACAACAACAAAGACGACAACAUCAUCAUCGAAUUCGAUGAAAAAAGCAUCAUCGACAAUCAUCAUUGAUGGUGUUGAAAUGCGAAAUACAUCAUUGUUGGUUACAAAUGUAAAUCACGAACAUUAUGGCCAUUAUCAAUGUUUUGCUAGUAAUCGUAUUGGAUCUAGCCAAAGUGAAUCCGUUUUUCUUAAUGUUAAAUAUACGCCAAAAUGUAAACAUAAAACAAUCGUUGACAUUGGUGUUGCUAUCGAUGAAACGGUUACCAUUGAAUGUCAAGUGUUGGCUAAUCCAGUUAAUGUUCGUUUUGAAUGGUGGAUGGAAUCAUGGCCAUCAUCAUCAUUAUCAAAUGAUUCAAAUAAUUAUAAUGAUGGCUACAGCAAUAAUAAUCAUACGGCAGAUAUCAAACGAAUGAAAGUGAAAACUAUCACAUCAUAUACUAGUGUUGGUUUACAAAGCAUAGCUAAAUAUCGUACAGCUAGCCAAAACGAUUAUGGACAUCUAUAUUGUCGUGCAACUAAUCUGGUCGGUCGACAAGAUAAGCCAUGCGUUUUUCAUAUCAUCAAAGCCGAAGCGCCAAGCCAUCCACACAAUUGUUCAUUGGUGAAUAAAACGGCACAUUCAUUGACGGUAGAAUGUUCACCCGGUUAUAGUGGUGGACUUGAACAAACAUUUUUUCUUCAAGUAUAUUCUUUGAAUCCUAAUCGUUUAUUGAAAAAUUUGAGUAAUACACAACAACCAUAUUUUUCAAUCGAUGAUCUACCGGCCGGUUAUUUAUUCAAAUUGGUCAUCUAUUCAUCUAAUCGUAAAGGAACAUCUAAAUCGAUUGAAAUUACCGGUAGUACUACUGAACCAUCGCCUUGGAAAUCUGCCGAAUAUCCGGCAAUGGAUAUUUCAUCAACAUUAACACCAUUUGCCUUGGUGAUAAUCGUGAUAGUGAUCAUUGUGAUAUUAUUCAUCACCAUUUUGGUCCAUAUUCGUAAUCGUAUUAAAGGUCGUAUGCGAACCGUAAUACAAACGAAUGAUUCCCAUCAUCAUAAACCGGCCAAUAUAACUCCGAAAUCCAUUAUGAAAAAACAAAAAAGUUGGGAUAUUACAGCAUCCAAUGUUUUGACGACAACAGCAUCCGUUAUGGACAGUACAAACAUGGGGGCCACGAUGAAUGGUCAUAUUGUACAUAAUGGCCAUGGUCACAAUAAUAAUAAUAAUAAUAAAAAUGAACAAGAUUCAAUAUUGAAUAAUCUAACAACAUUCAAUGUUGUUGAAUGUUUAGAUAAUGAUCAGAAUUAUGGCCAUAAUCAUUAUAUUUCGACCAUAACGAUUGAUACGGCGAGUCAUCCGGAUAAUUCUAUUAAUCAUCAUCAUCAUCAUCAUAAUCAUCAAACUGUGCCUUAUGCUUUUGUGCCUUCAUCAUCAUCGACAACAACAACAAAUACUAAUACCGAAUUCUAUACAAUGGAUCCAAUGGGUAAAAAUCUAGUCACCGAUUGUGAUCAAACUAAUUCAUCAUUGUCGGUCAUAUUGACACCACCACCACCACCACAUCAUCAUCAUCUUCAGAUUCAUAAUCAUCCAUCGCAUCAUCAUUUUAUGGCAUCAAAUUAUCAUGAAAAUGAAACCGGUACCAUUGAUACAUUGUUACAACCAUUGAACAAUGCUUUACAACAGCGACAACAAUCAAACAUUGACAAUUUUAAUGGUACAUUUGAAACGGAUUGUUCAUUUACACCAUUACCAUCACAACCACCGUCAACCGAAACGAUAACAGCGAAAAAAGUGGAAAUAAUUUCUUGAAUUAAACAAUAUAUACCUGGUGGUGAAAAUGGUAAAAAUUAAAUUACCUGCAAAAAGCUAUAAUUGUAUAACAAGAUUGGGUCUAACCCGGAACAAUAAUAUCCGAUAAUUGAAUUUUUGGACAAAAUAUGGCCGGUUAUCGAAUUCGUAGAAGACAAUUUUUUUUCUCUUGAUUUUCAAUUGAUGAUUUUAACCAGUAUCCAGGAUCAAUCCAAAUAAUAAUGAUGAUGAUGACAAUAUGGCUAUGAGAGUUUUUAUCGAAUUGAAUAAUCAGAAUCAGAAUCUUUCAUUACACAAAUCAAUACUAUUUGCCAUUUGUUAUAUUUCAACCAGGAAUAUUUUCGAAAUCAAAGAUUCAGAGUCCAUUCAUCAUUCAUCAAUUGAAAAUUGUUGUGAUACAAUUCUGGUGAAUUAGUGAAAAGAAAAAAAAAAAUGAAUGAAUGUUCGGUGUCAGAAGAACACAUUAUCAGAAUAAAAAAAACGCUUGAACGGAAAAAGAAUUUUCGGAUGGAUAACGUUAGAAAAAAUAUAAAUGAAUAAAAAAACUACCACCGCAUCGUCAAACAUCGAAAACAUUUUCUUCAUAUUUAUAAAUUGAUCCAACAGCAGCAGCAGCAGCAGCAGUUUUUUUUUGCCAUCACUGUAUUUUUCUUUUCUUCUUCUCAAUGAUUUCAAUCAUUCAAGCACAAACACAUAAUCGAUAUACACCAUACACACGAAGAAAAAAAUUUUUUUUUUUCUGGAAACUGAAAACAAAAAUGAAAGCAUAACAUUUUUAUUAUUGUUAACACUAUGCACUCUAUUACAUACAUACACACUCACAAACCAAUACACAUAAAACAAACUUCACUUGAUUUUAAGCAAUGUAUAUUUUCAGGAAAACAUUCCACUUUCCCUAUACGAAUUAUUAUCGUCAAGAAAACAUUACCGUCAUAAUCAAUGAAUGACUGAUGGAUAGAUGGAUGGGUGUAUGGUUAGUUAGUUU
This is a messenger RNA of Dermatophagoides farinae (American house dust mite), 4411 nucleotides long. RefSeq lists its product as uncharacterized. The record is from RefSeq and is a predicted model, not a curated record. NCBI's taxonomy places the organism in Eukaryota, Metazoa, Arthropoda, Arachnida, Sarcoptiformes, Pyroglyphidae. Gene Ontology annotation, molecular function: protein binding.